AACAUUAAAUAUUAGUCUUUCUUUGCCAACAUAACCCCCAACAAACCCAACAACCCAACCCUGCACCAUUCACAUAAUUAAUCUCUCUCUCCCUUUGGAAUUCAGGAUUCAAGCAGCCUGCCCCAAAUCAUCUGGAAUAACUGAAUUCUGGGAUGGAGACAUAGAGAAACGAUACAAAAUUCACCACCAAAGUCCCUCAUGGAAGACAUCCUCGGCCUUCUAAGGAUUCGCAUCAAGCGUGGUGUCAACCUCGCCGUUCGUGAUGUCAAUACCAGUGAUCCAUACGUCGUGGUUAAGAUGGGCAAGCAGAAACUCAAGACUCGUGUGAUUCAUAAGGAUAUUAAUCCUGAGUGGAAUGAAGACCUUACACUUUCCAUUACAGACCCUGUUAAGCCAUUUGUAUUGACUGUGUAUGAUCAUGACACAUUUAGCAAAGAUGACAAAAUGGGAGAUGCAGAAUUUGACCUGUCACCAUUUAUAGAAGCCUUAAAGAUGAAUUUAGAAGGUCUUCCAAGCGGCACUAUAGUCACCAGAAUACAACCAUGCAGGACAAACUGCUUGGCGGAGGAGAGUUGCAUCACUGUUAACGAUGGCAAAGUUGUCCAAGAUGUUGUCCUCAGAUUGCGACACGUGGAAUGCGGUGAGGUCGAAAUCCAAUUGCAGUGGAUUGAUCUUCCUGGUGCCAAGGGUUUAUCUGUAUCAUGAUUAUGUUAUUCAUUCAUUCACAAUAUUCCUCCGUGCAAGAGUUUUAUUUAUUUAUUCAUUUUCUUCUCAUGAUUAA
This is a messenger RNA of Lotus japonicus, 781 nucleotides long. RefSeq names its product protein C2-DOMAIN ABA-RELATED 4. The transcript is spliced from 4 exons. The record is from RefSeq and is a predicted model, not a curated record. The coding region runs from base 199 to 705 and encodes 168 amino acids. Lineage: Eukaryota; Viridiplantae; Streptophyta; Magnoliopsida; Fabales; Fabaceae.